AAAAAGCCACAAUGAAAGUUCCCACUUAGUCACGAAAAUGGAAAUAAAUCCUCCCUUGCCCGGUUUCCCUUGCGUCACCUCGCCGCGACUCGGAGUUUAAGCGACGCAUCAGUGUACACAACAACCAUGGCGGAAGAGGAACACCUGUCGCCUUUCCACACCGAGAAAAUCGUCCAAUUUCAGGAAGUCACUGGAACAGAGGACUUGGGAGAAGCCCGCUCACAGUUGGAGAACCAUGGAUGGGACCUAGAGGCAGCCGUCCAGACACACCUUGCUCUGGGGGACAACCGUGCACCAACACCUCCCAUGCCAGCGCAGAAUGGCAGAAAUGACCACAAUGGUUGGCAAAAUCUGGCCGGAGUAGGUGGAGGAGGAGGGAGUGGAGAUGGGGGAGGGGGAGGGGCCAACCACCAUGACGAGGAUGACACAGACACAGAGGAUGGGGUGGACGGUGGAGAGAGAGAGAGCAGCUCUAACAGCCUCCUGCCUGCGUGGCCUCGGGGGAGUAUCUUCAGCUGGGGCUAUUAUCUCCUCACGCUGCCCUUCCGCAUCACCAUCUCCUCCCUCUCCUCCCUUUUCCUCUUCGUCUACAGGAUUGUCUACCCAUAUCCUCGCAGAUUAACUGACCCCCUAGGGGAUGUGCUGCAGUUCAUAGGACAGUAUGAAGCAGAGUAUGGGCAGCAGCACCCUGCCUUCUUCCAGGGCUCUUACUCACAGGCUCUCAGCCAUGCCAAGUCAGAGCUCAAGUUCCUCUUGGUCUACCUGCACUGUGCUGAUCACCAAGACACGCCGGCCUUCUGUAGAACAACCCUGUCAGACCCGGCACUGGUGGAGUAUGUCAACAACACCAUGGUGUUCUGGGGCUGCUCUGUCACCACAGCAGAGGGCUAUCGAGUGUCCCAGGCCCUGAGGGAGAACGCAUACCCAUUUCUAGCCCUCAUUGUGCUACGGGACAACCGUAUGACAGUGGUUGGCCGGUUGGAGGGACCCUGCACACCCACAAAGCUGACUGAGCAACUGCAGCUGAUCGUUAGGGAUAACGAGGCCUAUCUAGUGGUGGCCAGAGCAGAGAGGCAGGAGAGAGAGCUGACUGCAGCCCUGAGGCUCCAACAGGAUGAGGACUACCAAGAGAGUCUCCGUGCUGACCAGGAGAAGGAAAGAAAGAGGCAGCAAGAGAGGGAGGAGAUUGAGCGGAAGGAGAUGGAAGAGAGAGAGAGAGAAGAGGAGCAGAGGAGAGAGAAGGACAAUAUUAGAAGACUGAAGAUCGAGAGUGUGGACAAAAUACCACAGGAGCCAGAGGAAGGGGCUGAUGGCACGGUGCAUAUCGUGGUGAAGCUCCCUCACGGGGCAAGGCUGGAGAGACGCUUCCUCAAGACACACAGUCUAGAGGCCCUCUACUACUACAUCUUCUGCCAUCCAGACUCCCCAGAUAG
Messenger RNA from Penaeus monodon (black tiger shrimp), 1433 nucleotides. RefSeq names its product FAS-associated factor 2-like (gene Faf2). Gene Ontology annotation, molecular function: ubiquitin binding. NCBI's taxonomy places the organism in Eukaryota, Metazoa, Arthropoda, Malacostraca, Decapoda, Penaeidae. Gene Ontology annotation, cellular component: endoplasmic reticulum. The record is from RefSeq and is a predicted model, not a curated record.